AUGUCCGGCGCGCUUGUCGCCGGGCAGAUCAAAUCAUCAUUAGGCGUAGCGGAAAUGAAGGACGGCAAAGGACCGCCGAAGAAAAUUCUCGUGCUGGGACCAUGCAAGGCCGGGAAGACGGCAAUUUCGAACUAUUUGGGCGAGCAGGUGGAUUUGGAAUCCCUUGGAGAAUACCGACCGACGAAAGGCGUACGAAUAGUGGAAUUCGAAAGUCAUGAGCUUGAAAUUAAUCAACAACGAGUCGAGGUUGAUGUGGAAUUGUGGGAUUGCAGCGGAGAUCUGAGAUAUCGUGACUGUUGGCCGGCGAUACGCGAUGGAAUCGAGGGUGUGAUUUUAGUGGCGAAUCCAGAUGAGAAUAAAGGAGAGGAUUUAAAUUUGUGGUGUCGAGAAUUCAUUGCUAAAUCGAAAAUGAAUCCUGAGAAUGUGCUCGUCGUACUUAACGAAAUCGGAGAAAAACGAACAAAUGACGGAGCGAUUUCGGAAUUUCAACUGCCUUCUCAGUUAUCGUCAGCGAUUUGUGCGGCUUGCAACCUUCAACACGAUGGUGAUCAACUUAGACUUGAAUUCAACCAGUUUUUGGUGAAUAUUAUCGCUAAAAGCGGAGAUUAUUGA
Necator americanus (New World hookworm) is the source of this 612-nucleotide messenger RNA. RefSeq lists its product as uncharacterized. Lineage: Eukaryota; Metazoa; Nematoda; Chromadorea; Rhabditida; Ancylostomatidae. Gene Ontology annotation, molecular function: GTPase activity. The transcript has 7 exons. Gene Ontology annotation, cellular component: endomembrane system. The record is from RefSeq and is a predicted model, not a curated record. Gene Ontology annotation, biological process: intracellular protein transport. Bases 1 to 612 code for a protein of 203 amino acids.